AUGAUAGAGGACUUUGCAUAUAGAGAGAUUCCAGAGGGUCAACUUCAAAUUCAAGCAGUCCUUCAAAGCUUGAACAUAUUUUUACAAAGACAUAUAAAGACCGUGGCAGAUUAUAAUUUACAAUUAUUUCUGGAAAUAAAGGUUGGGGAACUGCCAAGAAUACUUUUAGAAAAAUUAUCCUAUCACAUUACUCCAGAAGAUCUUGCCAAAGCAAAUAUGUUAAAUGAAGCCCAACAUAUAGUAUUUGAUGAG
Molecule: messenger RNA, 252 nt
Organism: Acaulospora colombiana
Lineage: Eukaryota; Fungi; Glomeromycota; Glomeromycetes; Diversisporales; Acaulosporaceae
Source: the annotation of a GenBank genome assembly